Messenger RNA from Phytomonas sp. EM1, 756 nucleotides. The record is from the annotation of a GenBank genome assembly. NCBI's taxonomy places the organism in Eukaryota, Euglenozoa, Kinetoplastea, Trypanosomatida, Trypanosomatidae.
AUGCAUCAUGAUAAGCACCCCACGACGAUCCCGGGCACGUGCCCCACCCCAUUAGAGCUCGGGAGGGCGGGUUGGGAUAUCCUCCACACCGCCGCGGCGACCUACCCUUACCAACCCACCCCCGCCCAGCAAAAGGCGAUGCGGGAUUUCAUUUACAGCUGGUCGGAGGUCUACGCGUGUGAGUGGUGUGGCUACCACAUGCGUCGCUACCUCCAAUCCCACCCCCCGCUCGUCGACGACAAACCCGCGAUCACCCGCUACCUCUGCGAGCUCCACAACGACGUGAAUCGACGCCUUGGAAAGGAGAUCUACGACUGCGAUCCCGCGAAUGUGCUCCGUCGGUGGCAUCCGAAAUUUCCCGAUAUGCAGGAUCAACCCCGGAUGGAAGAACGCGUCGCCGAGGCUUUUGCGAAGAAGGCGAAGGAAACGGCGGAGAUGGAGGCCGCGCAUCGCACGAUUGAACGUUCGCUUUUACGCCCAGAUCCCGCCCAGACGACCUCAGCGGGAUCUUUGAAUACCAAAGAAGAGUCUUUGGUGGUUCCCCCGCGCGGUGGGGGGUUUCUGAGUGGGUUUAAUUCGUAUCUCUUCGGGAAAUCGAAUGCGGGAUCGGCCGGGGAAGGCAGGGGGGUUCGUCGGGAGCCCACGGCGAUGAAUCCACCGCCUGAGGUGAAGGCGAACGCUUCUUUGACGGGGAAGGAGGUUGCCAGCCCCCCCCCCUGUGGCGACCACCGCGCCGAUGCAGCCGCCGUUGAAUGA